AUGGCCGACUUUAGGCAAUGGGCUAUAGAAUUUGUUCUUGCCGAUAAUGAGGGGCAACAAACAGCGAUAGCGCAAAAAGCUGCCAAAGAAAUCCAGACUGCCCCUGCCAACACCAAUCCACUGGCAAAAUGGGUCGAGGCCGUGCAGCCGUGGAUGCCAGGAGGUGGCAAUGAGGCCGAAAACGAGACACCAGACUGGACUGCCAGAGCUAAAGCUCUUGAGUUCCUGUCUCGGACGUUGGACUUUGUGGCCCAAGAUGUCUUAAAACCCAGUCAAGUCAGCUUCUUUGGCGCCAUGUUCGAGGUUGACCACAAAGCUGGUAUCAUGCCUUCAGCAACAGCUCUGUCCAGAAUAGUCGUCAUGAAGUCCUUCCAACGCCACAUGGGACACGAUAUCAUUCAGAAAAUCUGUUCUCUGAAGGACGAUUUCCCUCGACAAGUAGCCAAAACUCGACUUGAGAUUUACGAACUCAUAAAGCUGCUCAUGACGACUCCUGGAGUGGCCAAUGAUUUGCAAAACACACACGGUUCCUCUGCUGGUUUCAUGCUCGACUUGGUACAACUUUGCCGAAACGAGCGAGACCCUGAAUGUUUAAUGGUCUGGUUUGGCAUCCUCAGAUUAUUCAUGUCAGAAUAUACAGUCUCCCAAGACGUCUUGGAGGAAGUUUAUGGAGUGUUCAAGCCAUACUUCCCAAUUUCACUCCCCAGAGCAUCCCAGGUUGCAAUCACCCCUGAAGAGCUAAAGCUACAGCUAAGAAAAUGUUUCUCGGCAACCCGGCUGUUGGCCGAUAAGAUCUUCCCUUUUCUGUUGGGCAAGCUUGACCAGGGUGAUGCUGUUACUGUCAAUGUCAAGAUUGAUAUCCUGAAAACAUUGCAGGCAUGCUUGGACGAGUACAGCUAUCCUCAGAAAUCAAUUGCUCCUUACGCCAGCCAGAUUUGGGGUAGCUUGAAGUACGAGGUUCGAAAUGGAGAGAUUGAAGAUACUAUCUGGGGUACACUGGAAGUUUUGAAGUCCCUUACUCAAAGACUCACCGGUGAUGAACUCCGCGACCAUACGCUUUCUGUUACUCGAGACUGCGUCCCAGAUCUGGCAACGACCAUGUACGCUGCAUCCUCUGGUCGGCUCAUGAUCAGUAUCUUGAGCUCUAAAUCAAGCGCAUUUGUUUUGAUGGCAGCCCCUGUUCUCACACAUAUCAAGGAGAACCUGCGACACCCCAAGGCACCUGUCCAUAGCCAGGACCUUCACAAAGUCCUGCACGUCAUACUGGAAACCCGACUACUUCUUACAGACUCCAACAUGAGUGCUGAGGAACGAGAGGAUUUCACAGCCAUCGAUGCCUUCUUCAAGUCUCUGUACAAUGAAGUUUACAAGAGUGCUGUCGCACUCGGUUCCAAACAAGACGCCUCUUACGACGAUUUGAAGGUUGCGACCCAAGCAGUUCAGGGCGCUGGAGCUCUAGUAUGCCAACGGCCUGCUAAAUCCUCAGAUCCAUCAAUCAGCGGCGCAAGCGCAUCAUCGGAGCGACUACUUCCCGAGGAGACAUGUUCGGAAAUUUGCGAAUCUCUCUUUGCGAUACUCAAGAGAUCAGGACCAGGAUAUCCUCGAUCGACGGGAGGUGACGAACUUAUUAAUGAAACAGCCAAGGCACUCCAGCGAGCGAUUCGCUUGUUCCCUCGAGGGUUCAAUGGAAUUGUGAACGAAAGCAUGACAAUCAUUCGCACUGCUAGACAAAAUACCGGAACAGCUGAAGUGGUAGAGACAGUGACGACCCUCGGUGGUCUCAUUGCCUUUAUAGGCUCCUCAGAAUUACCUUCAACGCCCCGCGACGGACUCGACCAUUUCGUUUACUCUGUCAGUGUAUUCCUGUCAGAGCUCUUUGAUACUCUUCAAUCAAAGUCAGAUCCCCAGAUUUGGUGCGCUUUGGCUGCCAUAGUCCAGUCUAUCAUUCGUCAUUUUCACGAUGCCUGCCUGGCAAGCAACCCUGACAAGGAACUUUCAAUUGAAAGCGAUGCUCUGAAGGCCAUCGGCUCUAUAUACACCAGCCUGGGUCAGCUUGGCGAAGGAAAGCCAGCUGAGUCUUCUACAGAAUACCACAGCCGAAUUUCCCAGGCGGCGUCCGUUGCGGAGGUCAGGAACGAGUUCUUGUUAAUCUCUCUGUUUAUCGCAAGGCAGCUUUACCGACAGGCAACCAAGGCCAUCGAAGCGCACCCCCAGACAGGAAAACAAGCUCUAAGCUUGAGUGACGACUUCGCCAGUGCUGAUCAAGUCGCUGGACACCAGUAUCUCCACCUCAUCUCUACACUAGCAGGAUUCGUUAUCCACGAGUUCAGUGAAGCCCAGCAGACAUCACUUCAGACCGAGAAUUUUGCAAUUACCCUCUUCCGAGAUGAUUCUAUUACAAUUCCACAGAAACAAGCCGAGGAACUGCAAGUGCUAGAGAAUGCUUCAUCAUGGACCUGGUUGGCAUCAGAAGCACCAAAUGUUCUAUCCCUUGGUGUGCUGCAAGCCCUGCAACCAUCGGCUGUAGCUCGCCUGUUCGACAAUGGGGUCGCCCAGGAGUUGAUACUUAGUGGAUUCUCUGCAGACACAAACUUUAGCAGGCUAGUGACACUUUCGAUCCUGACUAUCCUCGCGAACAAGUACAAGAUCGAGAGCCUGCCAAGCCUCGUGUCGGCUCUCGAGCAACGCGCUUCGGCUCUGGUCACGACAUCGGCAUCUGAAAACCAAAGUUCUCAUCUGGAACAAAUCACUUCCGUUUAUGCUCUUGUGGCAGGAAUGGUGCGAAGAUAUAGCGGUAAAGAAGCCAAGACUCUACUUGAUGUCGUUAAGGACUCACCCAAGGACUCUCAAUCCGGUGCUGAGCUUGCUCGCCGGCUUGAAAUGAUUGUGACUCCUCAACAGGCACUGACGAAGGAGAACUACGCAAUAGUCAAGCCGCUCUGGACACAAAAGGUCUUCUUUCAGCUGGUCAACCCUAUGCUGCAGGCUGCUACUGGAAAGGAUGCCGAUGUCCAGGACCAACAAGUCAAGGCUAGCUACAGCACUGCUGUUUUGCUUAUGGUGAAGCACAUGAGCUUUGCCAUUUAUGAAGCUGAUGCCGAUAGCAUUCUUAGGAUCUCUAUUGCCGUUGCACAGAGCAGUGGUGUUGGCCCUGGAACCAAGGCUGCCCUCGACGUGAUUAAGAACAUUCUCGCAGAGGCUCCUGAGAAGGGUAAGGGCCACAUUCGAAGCAUCAUCAAGAUUUGCAGCAGCGUGUUCUCAUACACACCUAAGUCUGCAACAGAGAGUGUGGAUAUAGGAGGUGCAUGUGGCAAGCUUGCACUGGAAAUCGUGGGAAGCCUGCCGCGUACUUACGAUUCACAGCAUCUGACACCACAUGCGCCUCAAUUACAACGGCAAUUAACUUUGGUCUGUGGACACCGGGUGCGAGAAGUGAGGAAGACAGCACGGUUGGCUAGAGCGGCCUGGGCGGAUCUCAAGUAA
Molecule: messenger RNA, 3483 nt
Organism: Fusarium graminearum PH-1
Lineage: Eukaryota; Fungi; Ascomycota; Sordariomycetes; Hypocreales; Nectriaceae
Exons: 6
Coding region: 1-3483 (1160 amino acids)
Biological process (GO): iron-sulfur cluster assembly
Cellular component (GO): cytosolic [4Fe-4S] assembly targeting complex
Source: RefSeq, a predicted model, not a curated record